This is a messenger RNA of Diaporthe amygdali, 903 nucleotides long. RefSeq lists its product as uncharacterized. The transcript has 3 exons. The coding region runs from base 1 to 903 and encodes 300 amino acids. NCBI's taxonomy places the organism in Eukaryota, Fungi, Ascomycota, Sordariomycetes, Diaporthales, Diaporthaceae. The record is from RefSeq and is a predicted model, not a curated record.
AUGCAAAAGAAUAUCGACCCAAUCGUCUUCCCUGGCCAAUACGACAAGUCACACAUGCACUCGUUCUUUGGCUCUGACGCCGUAACGAUCAAUACUUCGACUAGCGCAGCCCUUCAAGAGGGCUGUACCAACGCGGAGAAUCCAAAUGACCUCUCAGUCUACUGGGUGCCUACCCUUCUGUAUACCAAGGAUGACGGUUCAACCUGGGAGCCGGUUCCACUCAGCCGAUUUAGCGCGUACUACAACCUAGGAGAAACCCCUGCGGAAGUCCCAAUCCCUCAAGACCUCAAAAUGCUUGCAGGCUCAGCCAGCGCGACAACACAAGACGCCUCACCGACUGACGCUAAAGUCGAGUGGUUCUGUGAAGGAGAUAGCGGCAUCUCAGCUGAUGCGAAUGGCUUCCCAAGUUCAACAUGCAGCACGCAUCUCCAAACUCUGCUCUACUUCCCGCAAUGCGUUAACGUGGACACUCUCGAGACAGCCUACAAAAGCAGCUCCUAUGGCACCGAUAAUUACUGUCCAGAGGGAUCGAGUUCCAUGCCACAACUUCGCUUCAGCAUUCGCUAUGACUUGCGUGAUGCCCUGGGCAGCGGAUGGAGUGGGACGGCGCCGUUGCAGUUGGCUUGUGGCAAUGCGUGGUGCAGUCACGGUGACUUCAUCAUGGGCUGGACGGAGGAGGCAGCACAAAACAUGGUUGCAGCUACCAGUGACAAGCAAAAGUAUGCGUCAGUCAACGGUGCUUUGGGAAACGAUGGCGAGCAGCCCAAUUGCAAGGCCACAGACGCAGACCCGGACCAUGGCACGAGCGAUUAUGCUGAAAGCGUGGCAGCUAUGGGCAAGCGCUCCGUGGACGCAGCGGGAUGGCAUUCCAGGUCUAGAUUCCGGUCUGCGAAGAGGGCCUGA